AUGGGCCAGCAACAAUCUGCUGAGAAGGGCCCUUCUUCCAAAUCCAGUUCGCUUCAGCCAGACAGAGAAAAAGACCGCAAGGUCAACCGCAGAGUUUCCAUCCAAGCCUUGACUCACGGCCGAGCCACUCCCGUCGACCCUUCAGCAUCCCAAGAGGUCGCCGUUGCCCAGACCACUUCCCAGCACCUCGAGAAGCCUGCUCUCCAGCAGUACCUCCAAAAUUCCUCGUCCCCGGAGCACAAUGCCCGAUUUGCGGGCAAGCUAGAGAGGUCCACUUCAAGAACAAGCAAAGAGAAGAAGCCAGAACUGGAGCAUAGGCCUAAGGAACCUAGGCAUCAGUCAUCGGUCCCUAUUCCACAGACUUCUGGUCCCAUGGACGUCCCUGCCUCCAGGAGCAAGCAGGAUACUAUCGAGGAACGAUUUGAAGAUCAUCGCAAUGUCUACAACGAUAGGAGAUACACACCCGUCGCUCAAACUCGCCCACCACGUCUUCCUCUACCUAUUGCCGAUGUCACCAUUCCGGAGUCACCAACCCUCCUGCCUGUCGACAAAAGCAAUGCCGACGUACCAAUUUUCGAGACAGAUGAACCUCUUUCCGCCGUUGAACCGGCAUUGCGGAGGAAGAGCUCCAUGUUAAGUGAAACCACCACUCAGUCAGAAGAGGAUGUUGGCGACGAGUUGCAACCUUUCCCUGUUGAUACCAGUUCUCAAACUGUCCCAACUGUUAUUGAGUGGAACCAUGGAGGACACAAGGUCUAUGUCACAGGCACUUUCGCGAAUUGGGAGAAGAAAUAUCGUCUUCAUCAGAGAAAGAAUGCGCCUGGCAUGUUUACUACAAUCAAUCUUCCCUCGGGAACUCACCACCUUAAGUUCGUGGUAGAUGGGGAGAUGGUCACAAGCCCCUCCUUGCCAACAGCCGUCGACUUCAAUAAUUUCCUUGUCAAUUACAUUGAGAUAGCCACCGAAGAUCUGUCCAAACCAAGACGAGAGAGUGCUCAGCCUGGCAGUAAAUCUGCUGCAACACAAGGUCUUACGGCUGAUGAGCAAGACCAGGCCAGGUCCGGAGAUCAGACUCCAGAUGAUUCGGAUAUCGAUGAACUCCAGGCUGAAGAAAUUCCAGCAGGAGAUUUCCGUCGCAUCAUCCCUCAAGCUUUAGUUGAUAUCGACCUUCCCGAGGAAGAUCCAAGAUAUCAGACAGCACAGAGGAUUUUGACUGAAGUGCCCGGCCCUCCAACUCUUCCCCUGUUUCUUAGCAGAUCGAUUCUCAACGGGAUUCUCCCAGUCAAGGACGAUAACAGCGUCCUGACGCUACCGAAUCACACUGUUCUUAAUCAUCUCAUGACAAGUAGCGUCAAGAAUGGCGUACUGGCAACUAGUGUAACCACGAGAUACAAGAAGAAGUAUGUGACAACGAUCUCCUUCAAGCCCGUCCCGCGGUUUCAAACACCAUCUCAAUAG
Molecule: messenger RNA, 1458 nt
Organism: Exophiala aquamarina CBS 119918
Lineage: Eukaryota; Fungi; Ascomycota; Eurotiomycetes; Chaetothyriales; Herpotrichiellaceae
Exons: 3
Coding region: 1-1458 (485 amino acids)
Biological process (GO): signal transduction
Cellular component (GO): nucleus; cytoplasm; nucleotide-activated protein kinase complex
Molecular function (GO): protein kinase binding
Source: RefSeq, a predicted model, not a curated record